UGUCACUCCAAAGGACAUUGAGAAUAUACGUACAUGCUUGGUACGCCGAAGCCAUUUGGAUAAAGAUGAUGCUGUUAGUUCAGCCAAAUUAUUGACCAGUCACCUCAAGGAUAAUGUUGUUUUUUUUCAGCCUUUUUCCCAUGAGAAGGAUCUCAUAAUUAUCCUUCAGACUCCCAACAUGAGAGAGAAUCUACACAGACAUGGAAAGAACAUUAUAUUUUUGGAUGCUACUCAUUGCGUCAACCAGUAUAAUUUUCCACUUUAUACCCUGGCUAUAAGAGAUGACUAUGGCCAUGGAGUUCCAGUCGCAUUUAUAGUAACAGGCAAUGAGAAAGAGGCAACACUAGAGAUAGCUUUACAGCAGUUAAGGAGAGUGUGUCCUGCUGCACCAAGGUGCUUUAUGGUGGACAAGGAUAUGUGUGAGAUGAAUGCCUUGCGGAAAGUCUUCCCAGAGUCAGAUAUCUUGCUUUGCUGGUAUCAUGUUAUGCAAGCUGUUGUCCGCUGGCUUUCGAAGACAGACUCUGGAGUCAGUGGGCCAUCAAAUACUGAUGUUAGAACAGAAAUCAUUUCUUUCGUCAGAAAGAUGAAGCUUUGUGCAACACAUCAAGAUUUUAAGUCAACUGCUGAACAGUUCCUCAAGAGGUUUGAAGAUUUCCCAGCUCUUUGCUCAUACUUCAAGGAUCACUGGCUAGAAAUAGGACACACAUGGUCUGACUUUGGACGGUGCUACAACCAUGCUGACUCCGAUACAAACAAUCUUGUUGAAAGAUUUUUCCAUCGCCUAAAAUAUCAGUUUUUGGGAGGCAUUAGGAACCGUAGACUGGAUGAUCUUAUCAGCAUUCUCAUCAAGAAGACAGAUGGAUACUUCCAGGUCAUUCACGAUUUGCAGGCAGCUGGAAGAAUGAAAAAUGCCUCUUUGAAGUCAGGAGAAAUACUUAAGUCUGCCUCUAGAUUGGUGGAAAAAGGUUGGCAAGAUAGCAUUAAUCUUAUAUCCAACGACACGUACCUUUAUGAAGUUCCAUCAGAACAAACCCCUGGUCUAUCCUACAAAGUUUGUCCAUCUGAAAGUUUUUGUAGCUGCCCAAUUGGAAUCAGAGGACAUCCCUGUAAACAUCUUGUAGUUACUGAGUUGCUGAGUAAACAUGACUCUCAAAAAUGUCCUGCUUUGGAUCAUCAAAUAAACGCACAUGCUAGCGUACUUAAGCAAAAGAAGCUUUACUCCAUUCUGUGCUCUGACACAAAAGAGGUAGAUGUACAAAGUUUAUGUCAUGAGAGAAUUUACCACACUUCUGCGAUGACAUUUCAAUGCACCUGUUGUACAUACUCUUACAUUGAGAAAUGUGCUUGCCUUCUACUGGCAAGUGAAUUAUUUGAUGUCAUAUCAACAAGAGCUGUACCUACUUUGUGGCAAGAAGACACGUCAAUGCAGUUAAAUGUGAACACUGCAGCAAACCACUCUAAAACUGAAGUGCAGAAGUUAAAGGAAAUACUGGAGAGUGUGCAGAAUUGGCAGACAAUUCCUCAGCACAUUAGCCAGCAAAUUCAAAACCUGCAUGACAGUGUAACAAAUGCCAGCAUGAGUAGAUCAACAGCCGCAUUUUCAGCAGUAACUACAGACCUGACAAGAAAGAUAAGACCAUUGUUUCCACACAGAGCAAAAAACAUGAAACGAAAGUAUGGACAGAAAUUCAAAAGACGACAAACUAAAUUAUAAAAGUGAAUGUAGAUAUGAAAAAAACAAACUAAGGCACUAAGACAAUGUAAAAUAUACAUUUAAAAUUAACUUGCUAAAUUUAAGUGUGCAUAUGAGAAAUGAAGUGAAGGA
Rhinichthys klamathensis goyatoka is the source of this 1825-nucleotide messenger RNA. RefSeq lists its product as uncharacterized. Gene Ontology annotation, molecular function: zinc ion binding. Lineage: Eukaryota; Metazoa; Chordata; Actinopteri; Cypriniformes; Leuciscidae. The transcript has 5 exons. Bases 179 to 1714 code for a protein of 511 amino acids. The record is from RefSeq and is a predicted model, not a curated record.